AUGCGCUGUACAAGAAAUACCGUCGCUGCCGCUCUGGCUUUCUCUACCCUCGGCAGCUGCGUCCACUACACGGACAGCUGUGUCGACACUGCCCUGUCGGGCACCACGCUGUCGGGCCACUGCGGUGACAACAAAGGCAACAACCCGUAUAGUAGCGUUGAUAUUGGCCAAAAGGUUGGCAAUCACUGGGGCGUCUUGACUUGGGGCGGCCAAGGCUUCCAGAACAGUUGUUCAGAGAUUGUGUACAACUCUCGGAACGGUGUGCUUUCUGCCAAGUGCGGCAAUGGAGGUGGUCGUGACGUCCGCACUGUUUUGAACCUAAACAACUAUAUCUCCAACAACUUUGGUGUUCUCGCCUUUGACUCAUAG
Molecule: messenger RNA, 369 nt
Organism: Cordyceps militaris CM01
Lineage: Eukaryota; Fungi; Ascomycota; Sordariomycetes; Hypocreales; Cordycipitaceae
Product: Cyanovirin-N
Exons: 3
Coding region: 1-369 (122 amino acids)
Source: RefSeq, a predicted model, not a curated record